AUGUCCACCAACCGUCCUUUUCUCGCCAACUUCCUGGCCGCAUUUCGUGCCCAGUCCACCCUCAAAUCCGCCUCUCAACCGCCCACAUCUUCUCCCUCUCGAUCCACGGCACAGCUCUCUUCAGGUGCCCGCACAAUAUCCUCCAAAGCGGGCCAUCACCCUCAUCCACCGCCGCAGUACCCCGCCAACGCUCCCACUUCUUCGUCCUCAGCCUCAACGCAGGCUGCUCCCGCUGCCGCUGCGGCUUCACCGGUGACUUCAACAUCUCCUUCUAGCGCAGCACCUCCCCCAGCAUCGAUGGGCACGGGAUCUCCGCCCCCCACACAGCAGCACCACGCGUAUUCUCACUAUCAUGCCGAUCCUUUCUCAUCUUCUCAGCCGCCCGCACCGUCUGGAUCUUCCACGUCGGCAGUCGCGUCUACUCCGAUCCCGAUCUCACGGGGCUCCGACCGCCAACGCCGGGGUAGCGAUUCGUCGUCGGGUUCGGGCGGAUUCUGCGACGCCCUAGGGCCGGAGAAGUGGUAUAUCGGAGGACGCACGGCGGCGGGAGAAGAGCGAUUCUAUCGGUUGGGAAUGGUGACCAAGGGAGGGGGGAGAUUAGGAGGUGGAGGGCGGGUGGGCAGUAUUGAUCAGUUAAGCCUGUGA
This is a messenger RNA of Penicillium oxalicum, 645 nucleotides long. RefSeq lists its product as uncharacterized. Bases 1 to 645 code for a protein of 214 amino acids. NCBI's taxonomy places the organism in Eukaryota, Fungi, Ascomycota, Eurotiomycetes, Eurotiales, Aspergillaceae. The transcript has a single exon. The record is from RefSeq and is a predicted model, not a curated record.